UUAGGCUUCCUCCUGAAGAAUUUCCCAUUAGAUACCUCACUCUGGCACCACAGGGACCCCACCCCUUCUUCGUUUCCAUGGGGAUGGGUAUCCAGCCCCCCUUCCCUGUUUCCAUGGAGAUCCGGACCCUGCCCCUCUCGCCUGACUGGAACCCCCCAGCCUGCCUUCGGAUUUUUCCGUGUAGCCCUGGGCUGAGGGCUGUCCCAGAGAGGUCCCUUUUCCCAGCCUCGUCUCAAGGGUGCUGUGUUCGCACUCCUCGUUGGCCACCCUCAAACCUCCUGGUCUUGUUUGUUCCGGACAGUCGGUCUCCGCGUUGCCGCCGAAGGUGCCGAGGCAGCCCACGGGGGCCCUCGGUGCGCUUAUCUCUCCUCUCAGGAAGGCCGUUACCCUUUCACUUCUCACAAUUGAGCUGAGCACGACUGAACCAUGGGGGAGCACAGUCCGGACGACAACAUCAUCUUCUUCGAGGCAGAGGAUGAUGAGCUGACCCCCGAUGACAAGAUGCUCAGGUUCGUGGAUAAAAACGGACUGGUGCCUUCCUCAUCCGGAACUGUUUAUGAUAGGACCACUGUUCUCAUCGAGCAGGACCCUGGCACUUUGGAGGAUGACGAUGACGACGGACAGUGUGCGGAACACUUGCCUUUUCUUGUGGGGGGUGAAGAGGGCUUCCACCUGAUAGACCAGGAAGCAAUGGCGCAGGGUUACGUGCAGCACAUUAUUUCACCAGAUCAGAUUCAUUUGACGAUAAACCCUGGUUCUACGCCCAUGCCAAGAAACAUUGAAGGUGCAACCCUAACUCUGCAGUCGGAAUGUCCAGAAACAAAACGUAAAGAAGUAAAGCGGUACCAGUGCACCUUCGAGGGCUGUCCUCGCACCUACAGCACAGCAGGCAACCUGCGCACCCACCAGAAGACUCAUCGAGGAGAGUACACCUUCGUCUGCAAUCAGGAAGGUUGUGGCAAGGCCUUCCUCACCUCUUACAGCCUCAGGAUCCAUGUGCGGGUACACACGAAGGAGAAGCCAUUUGAGUGCGAUGUACAGGGCUGCGAGAAGGCGUUCAACACGCUGUACAGGCUGAAAGCACAUCAGAGGCUUCACACAGGGAAAACGUUUAACUGUGAAUCUGAAGGCUGCAGCAAGUACUUCACCACACUCAGUGAUCUGAGGAAGCACAUUCGAACCCAUACAGGAGAAAAGCCAUUUCGGUGUGAUCAUGAUGGCUGUGGAAAAGCAUUUGCAGCAAGCCACCACCUAAAAACUCACGUCCGUACACAUACUGGUGAAAGACCCUUCUUCUGCCCCAGUAAUGGCUGUGAGAAAACAUUCAGCACUCAGUACAGUCUCAAAAGUCACAUGAAAGGUCAUGAUAACAAAGGACACUCAUGCAAUGCACUUCCACAACACAAUGGAUCAGAGGAUACAAAUCACUCACUUCAUCUGAAUGCCUUGAGCCUUCUGUCCGCAGAAGAUAAAAUUUUGGGAGAAAAUUCCAGUAGAACACAGGACCAGGACCUCAGCACAGUUUCACCAGCAACCAUCUUUAAAUCAAUGUUCCAGAAUUCAGAUGAUGCAGCAAUUCAGGAAGAUCCUCAACAGACAGCUGCCUUGAUUGAAAGUUUUAAUGGUGAUGCAGAGUCAGUCAGUGAUGUUCCGCCACCCACAGGAAAUUCAGCAUCUUUAUCUCUUCCACUUCUACUGCAGCCUGUCAUCUCCGAGCCACCUCAGCCUCUGCUACCAGCCUCAGCUCCGUCUGCUCCUCCGCCUGCUCCCUCCCUGGGAACUGGUUCCCAGCAAGCUGCAUUUGGCAACCCCCCUGCUCUCUUACAACCUCCAGAAGUGCCUGUUCCCCACAGCACGCAGUUUGCUGCUAAUCAUCAAGAGUUUCUUCCGCACCCCCAGGCACCGCAGCCCAUCGUCCCAGGACUCUCUGUUGUUGCUGGGGCUUCUGCGUCAGCCACAGCAGCACCAGCCCCACCGCAAAGUACUACUGAGCCCCUGCCGGCCAUGGUCCAGACUUUGCCCCUGGGUGCCAACUCUGUCCUAACUAGUAAUCCCACUAUAACCAUCACCCCGACUCCCAGCACGGCCAUCCUGCAGUCCAACCUGGUCAUGGGAGAACAGAACUUACAGUGGAUAUUAAAUGGUGCCACCAAUUCUCCACAAAACCAGGAACAAAUUCAGCAAGCAUCUAAAGUUGAGAAGGUGUUCUUCACCACUGCAGUACCAGUAGCCAGUAGCACAGGGAGCUCUGUACAGCAGAUUGGCCUCAGUCUUCCUGUGAUCAUCAUCAAACAAGAGGAGGCAUGUCAGUGUCAGUGUGCAUGCCGGGACUCUGCCAAGGAGCGGGCGACUGGCAGGAGAAAGGGCUGUUCUUCCCCACCCCCUCCAGAGUCAAACCCUCAGCCUCCUGAUGGACCCAGCCUGCCGCUGCCUCCACAGACUUUUUCAUUACCCCUGGUCCCCCUGUUGUCAUCCUCCACCGCACCCUCUUCCUGUGAGCAAAGCAGACAAACAGAGACUCCUGCGUACUCUCAGACAGAAAUAAGUGCCAUGGAUGUGUCAGAGUUCCUGUCCCUCCAGGGCCUCAGCACCCCGUCCAGUCUGAUUCCCAUUGAAGCACUGCUGCAGAGGGAGGAGGAGAUGGGCCUGACCGGCAGCUUCUCCAAGUGAACAGUGUGUGUGUGCUCGCGUGCUCACCUCCUGGACGAGGACGAGCAGGAGGCGCGAGGUGCCACGCCCACCAUCAUGGGGUCAGAAUUUGAAGGAUGAAGAAAUCUACUGUUUGAAUUCCUCGCCUUUCAGAUGUGUUUUCUUUAUUCACAUACCAGGAGCAUCCAUUUUAAGGAACUGAUCUUUGGGAAAAAAAAACAAAAACAAAAAAAACAACAAAAAAAAGCUAAGUUAUAAAUGAACUGUUUGGCUGCACUGUUUGUCACUUUUGCUUAUUGUCAUGUGAACUUGGAAAUUAAGGUUACUCGUGCGCAUAAAAAUUCUAAAUGAAAGGGUGUGGUUUCCAUCAAUCUGACACUGCCCAUCACUUACUUGCACUGGGGUCUUUGUGGAUUGGGCAGAAAGUUCAGUGUGUUGGGUGUUGCUCCUCCCUGUGUGUCUUGAGUCUGAGGCUCCAGACUGCUCUGAAGGCCAGCCCCUCACCCGCUCCGGGAGGGCCAUGGCAAGGUGAAAGAGCUGUGAGACAGGCAGAGUUCAGGCGAGAUGGCUUUGUUGUUUGCGCUUGGCGUCAGUGGAGCUCAGGGUGGCUAGCACAGGGCUCAUGCUGCAGCCCGCUUCUGCAGCAGGCCCGGGCCCAGGCUGUGGGGAUGAGCUGGCUCUGCAGGGCCCUGGGCAAGUUGUUAAGUGUGGUCUGUCGCUGAUGUGUGUGAAGAGCAGGCUGUAGCAACAUGACCACAGUCUGCCUUCCUGGUCCCUGGAGUCAGUUUCGGGGAUUGCAGAGCGCAGUGAAUUUGCCUUGGGGCACAUGCCUAUUUUGUCCUAGAGUGAACAUGUGGCUAUAGCUGAUUGGUGGUUGGUGGCCUGCCUGCCUUCAAUGACGUUUUCUGCCUCAGAGCAGAAGGGCUGCAUUUUGCUUAUCAGGAGAAGGUGCAGACUUAAGGGAGUUGGGGGUGGUGUGGAAUUGGCAGGCCGUGGGUCCUGGUUCCAGGCGUAGCCAGGUUUUUGGUUGCCCCUUCCCCCACCUCCUCUUCUCAGCCUUCUGGAUUUUGCAUAUACAGUGCAAACCAGGCUGUGGCUUGCUCAACGUAGUGGUUUCUAAACAAAAGGAAAAGACAAAAAAAAAAAAAAAAGAAAGAAAUAAAA
Oryctolagus cuniculus (rabbit) is the source of this 3813-nucleotide messenger RNA. The record is from RefSeq and is a predicted model, not a curated record. Lineage: Eukaryota; Metazoa; Chordata; Mammalia; Lagomorpha; Leporidae.